CGCUCCUUCCUCAUCUCCACGGCCAUUUCUUCAUCCCUUGUCUCACAAGUCUACGCGUCAAGCCAAUUCUCUUUCUUCGAGCACAGCUCGUGCAAUGCCGGCACAGCGUUUUAUCAACUCACCGACCCCAACCCGCUCACCUCCGAUUUGAAUUGUCACCAGAUGCCCAAUGGGUCGGUCGCGAUCUAUAUCUCUGACAUUGACGAGGGGUGCACGCUGCGCACCUACGACUCAGCAACAUGCAGCCCCUCGACGAUCUCUGGACUCCUCCUGGCCGCUGGGACCUGUUUCUACACCGGCGAAACCGAGCAUAUAGGGUCAUGGCGGGCAGACUGCGUGGGCAUCGCGUACACGGACUCCAACGGCGACGACCACGGCAAUUCAUACUCUUCUGACGCCGGCAACGCCGAGGUGGUGGAUAUCCUCGCGACAGCGACUGGCCCAGUGACCGUGACACAGACAAACGGUGAGAUCACCAAAACCGUCAUUCCGGUAAAGCCAACUUCGUCCACGGCCACGGCGAGCUCGACAGAUGGUGCGGCUGAGGAGAGAGCGUCUGGCUCAGGAACAGCUUCUGCGACGAUGUCAGCGGCGACCACCAGCAUGAGCUCGCUCUCGAGCGCCGGGAGCAGGCAGAAGGGUUUGGUGAUGGGAAUGAGCACUCCAGCCGGGAUUAUGCUGGCGAUUGCCGGCCUUCUCGGC
This is a messenger RNA of Exophiala aquamarina CBS 119918, 702 nucleotides long. RefSeq lists its product as uncharacterized. The annotation marks the transcript as partial. The record is from RefSeq and is a predicted model, not a curated record. Lineage: Eukaryota; Fungi; Ascomycota; Eurotiomycetes; Chaetothyriales; Herpotrichiellaceae. The transcript is spliced from 2 exons.